AUGGUUACAGUCGAAAUCUUAGACGGCGGUCUUGGGACCUCGCUGCAAGACCAGUAUGGUGUGAACUUUGACAGUACCACCACGCCUCUCUGGUCCACUCACUUGCUGGUCUCCGACCCGGCAACUUUGCAAGCCUGUCAAAAAGAUUUCGUGACAGCAGGAGCCGAUGUGCUUUUGACCGCUACAUAUCAAGUCUCACCUGAGGGCUUUGGACGGACCAAGACUGCUGAAUUCCCCAAUGGCAUCCCGAGAGAAGCUAUCGGGCGGUACCUGGAAACUGCCGUCGACUGCGCAGAGAAAGCAAACGCGCCUAAGGGAGGGGCCCGAAUUGCCCUCAGUUUGGGCCCGUACGGUGCAUGUAUGAUUCCAGGCCAGGAGUACAGCGGUGCGUAUGACGCUGAGCAUGACAGUGAGGAGACCCUUUACAACUGGCACCUUGAUCGAUUGCGGCUCUUUCUGAGCUCUGAGGGUGACUUGCUCUCACGGUUGCAGUACGUGGCUUUUGAGACCUUGCCUCGUCUGGAUGAGGUGCGUGCGGUCAGGAGAGCGAUCCGCGACUCGGGAAUUAAGGCACCUUUCUGGAUUGCGUGCGUGUUCCCGCGAGAAGAUAGCUUGUUACCAGAUGGUAGCUCGAUAGAGCAGGUGGUGCAUGCUGCUGUCGACCCCAUGGAAAACGGACUGUCCCCUUGGGGGAUUGGUAUCAACUGCACCAAACUUCAUAAACUCUCUGGCUUGCUCGAGCAAUUUGGAGAGGGAGUCUCGGCGGCAAUUUCUCAGGGCGAGAUUUCCGUCCCUCCUGUCCUGGUUCUGUACCCCGACGGCACCAAUGGAGAAGUUUACAAUACAACGACUCAAGUCUGGGAGAAGCCAGCUGGAUCUACUGUCGGAGGUGGUCGGGAUGAUCGUGCAUGGGAAGUUCAGUUGGCGGAGGUGGUACGCAAAGUCGGCCAGGACGGCCCCUUUGAGACAGUCCUUGUCGGCGGUUGCUGCAAAGCAACUUCCCAAGACAUCAAAAGACUCCGCGAGCAAUUUCACCAAUGA
Molecule: messenger RNA, 1041 nt
Organism: Penicillium oxalicum
Lineage: Eukaryota; Fungi; Ascomycota; Eurotiomycetes; Eurotiales; Aspergillaceae
Product: homocysteine S-methyltransferase family protein
Exons: 2
Coding region: 1-1041 (346 amino acids)
Biological process (GO): S-methylmethionine cycle
Molecular function (GO): S-adenosylmethionine-homocysteine S-methyltransferase activity
Source: RefSeq, a predicted model, not a curated record